AUGACUGCUAGUGCCAUAGCUGUUGGAGCAGCGACAGAAGUUGUUGGCAACUCUACUAAUAAUGAAAUCUUGGAAAGUGAUGCAGCUAUUGAUGGAAUUACUUGUGGUGUUUCAGAAGCUCUUGGAGGUUUACAAAUUAUUGGAAAGAUUACAGCUAUAAAUUCAGACCGUAAUAGGUUACAAGAGGUUUUCGAAGGGGAAUAUAAUACCUCAAAACUUUUCACUAUGCAGCCUUCAUCAUUCGAAUACCUUUUGUUAAUUAUCUUUAAUAUAAUAAAACAGACCCUACAGAGAUUGGCUCCGGAGGGUUUUAAACGUGAAUGGAAGGAUGCGUGGAAGGAUACUUUAUGU
Dentiscutata heterogama is the source of this 351-nucleotide messenger RNA. The record is from the annotation of a GenBank genome assembly. Lineage: Eukaryota; Fungi; Glomeromycota; Glomeromycetes; Diversisporales; Gigasporaceae.